Molecule: messenger RNA, 1215 nt
Organism: Letharia columbiana
Lineage: Eukaryota; Fungi; Ascomycota; Lecanoromycetes; Lecanorales; Parmeliaceae
Exons: 6
Coding region: 1-1215 (404 amino acids)
Biological process (GO): carbohydrate metabolic process
Source: RefSeq, a predicted model, not a curated record
AUGUGGUUACGCGACUCAGCGAACCAGAUCCUAUCCUACCUACCAGUCCUCCAAGCAUCUGAGGAUCCCAACUCCUUGGCCGCGCUGUUUCGCGGCGUGAUCAACGUACAGUCUCGUUACAUCAAAAUCACCCCUUACUGCCAUGCCUUCCAACCACCACCAGAGUCGGGCAUCAAUGUUGAAUUUAAUGGUGCAUAUACAAUGAAUACUGUGCGUAUGUUUGGGAAGCUGGGAUAUGAUCAGAAAAAGACGUUCGACUGCAAAUGGGAGCUUGACUCCUUAGCUUCGUUCUUACAGAUUUCGUCUGAUUACUACAAUGCUACUGGGGAUAUCGGGCCAUUCGAGAAGUAUCUGUGGAUGGACACAGUUGAGGUAAUCCUGGCAGCUGCAGAAGCUAUGCGAACCGCGACGUACACACCAGAUGGGCACAUCGCACCCAGCGGGUACACCAUGAAAGGCAAGACGGAUAGAGCUACAGAGACGACUUCAAACGAUGGCAUAGGUAACCCUGUCAUCUACACCGGUAUGGUGCGCUCGACCUUUCGCCCCUCAGAUGACGCAACCAUCUUCCAAUACCUAAUACCCUCCAAUAUGAUGUUCGCACGGUACCUCGAAGAGGCUGGUCUCAUAAUGCAAAGAAUGGAUACGCAGAGAAGUAGAGAUCUAGAAUCGAGAAUGCAGAGCAUGGCCUCGGAGAUACGCGCUGGAAUCACGAAAUACGGCAUAGUGUCACAUCCACUCUUUGGUGCUAUGUUUGCUUUCGAGGUCGAUGGUUAUGGUAGCCAGAAUACCAUGGACGAUGCCAACCUGCCGAGUCUGCUGUCAGCAUCCAUGAUGGGCUACGUUAGCCCGCGCGACGAAGUCUACAUGAACACAAGGCUGUUCGCCCUUAGUGAGGCCAACCCAUACUGGGCGUUUGGCAAUGUCUUCAACGCAAUUGGAGGACCGCAUACGGGGCCUACGAAAGCAUGGCCUCUGGCUAGCAUCGUGCGCGUCUUGACUAGUGGGGAUAUAAAUGGGGAGGAACAGAGGGACGAACUGAGAACGAUCUUGGGUACUACGGGCGGUCUUGGUCUUAUACACGAGAGUGUUGAGUCACACAACGCUAAAGACUAUACUCGGUCAUGGUUCGGCUGGGCCAAUGGUAUGUUUGGCCAGAUGAUCCUCGACAUCGAAGCGCGAAUGCCCCAUAUUCUGGACGACAGCUAUCAAUAA